Sorex fumeus (smoky shrew) is the source of this 2043-nucleotide messenger RNA. RefSeq names its product cystinosin, lysosomal cystine transporter (gene CTNS). Gene Ontology annotation, cellular component: lysosomal membrane. The coding region runs from base 72 to 1175 and encodes 367 amino acids. Lineage: Eukaryota; Metazoa; Chordata; Mammalia; Eulipotyphla; Soricidae. The record is from RefSeq and is a predicted model, not a curated record. The transcript is spliced from 11 exons. Gene Ontology annotation, molecular function: L-cystine transmembrane transporter activity. Gene Ontology annotation, biological process: L-cystine transport.
CCUUCGGCGAGACCCGGGGCGACCGAGAGCGGCUGAGCUCGAGAGCUUUCGAGUUCUUUGAAGUUGAGAACAUGAUAAGGAGUUGGCUGAUUAUUUUCAUCCUUUUUCCCCUGAUGCUCAUAGAGAAAUGUGGGUCCACAGUCAGCUUCACUGCUCCUUCCACCGUGACGCUGGAAGAAAGAAGAUCAGCCAAUGUCAGCAUUGAUCUUCAGCACCCGUUAAAUGAAACCUUGGUGAUCACUCUUGAAAUCACAUUUUGUUCCAAAAAUGUUACUAUCCUUACACUCCCCAAUGAAGUGGUGGUGCCUCCCGGAGUGACACACUCCUCUUUCCAAGUGACAUCUGAAAAUGUUGGACAGGUUACCAUUUAUCUACAUGGAAACCAUUCCAACCAGACCAGCACUAGGAUAAUCUUCUUGGUGAUCCACAGUCACACUGUGAGCAUCAUCAACCAGGUGAUUGGCUGGAUCUACUUUGUCGCCUGGUCUGUCUCCUUCUACCCUCAGGUGAUCAAAAACUGGAGGCGGAAGAGCGUCAUUGGCCUGAGCUUCGAUUUUGUGGCCCUGAACCUAAUGGGCUUCGUGGCGUACAGUGUGUUCAAUAUCGGCCUUCUCUGGGUGCCCUACAUCCAGGAGCAGUUUCUCCUCCAGCACCCCAACGGAGUGAACCCCGUUGACAACAAUGAUGUCUUCUUCAGCCUGCAUGCCAUGGUCCUCACGCUGGUGGUGCUGGUGCAGUGCUUCAUAUAUGAGCGGGGCCAGCAGCGCGUGUCCCGGCCUGCCAUCUGCUUCCUGGUGCUCUCAUGCCUCUUCACACUCAUCACCUUGAUUUUGGCAGCAGUUGGGGUCACCACCUGGCUGCAGUUUCUCUUCUGCUUCUCCUACAUCAAGCUUGCCGUGACACUGAUCAAGUAUUUUCCACAGGCCUACAUGAACUUUAGCCUCAAAAGCACUGAGGGCUGGAGCAUUGGCAAUGUGCUUCUGGACUUCACCGGGGGCAGCUUCAGCCUCCUCCAGAUGUUCCUCCAGUCCUACAACAAUGACCAGUGGACACUGAUCUUUGGAGACCCAACCAAGUUCGGACUCGGAGUCUUCUCCAUCUUCUUCGACGUUGUCUUCUUCGUCCAGCACUUCUGCUUGUACAGAAAGAAACCAGGGUAUGAGCAGUUGAACUAGCACCCAGAGACCCUGUGUCCAGUCCUGUGUCCAGUCCUGUGCCCUGGUGGGUAAGGCUGUAGUAGGAAGGCGGAAGAAGUGGUCCGGAGCCCUGGGCUGGCUAGGGUGCGGACACUGGAGUAGCACCCUAUUCCUCAGAGCCAAGGCCUUAAACACACAUCAGCCUGUCUUCCUCCAGGACACUCCCGGCCAGGGAGGAGCCUCCCUCCGGGACAGACAGCUAACACCGUUGCUCCAAGAUAAAGCCAGAUGGCCGCAGUCCCUCCCAACCUCCCCAGACGUCUGAGCCCUUGCUGGCCCUCACUGCUCAGGCUUCUGGGCCCUCCUGCAUCUUGAUGCCUCAUCUCUGUCUUCUUUAAGGCAUCAGAAAGCACGCACAAGUUGCCAGCCAUCCCAGGCAGGACUGGAAGCUGAGUUUGGAGCCAAAGGCCUUGCCCUAAGUGACCACUGCUCCUGGCAGCAACCUGAGAGACUGACCCUGAAGCUGGGAGAGUCAAAGGUGUUUGCUACUGUUACUGCUGUAUUCCCAGAGACCAAGCAGCCAGGUGCUGUGACUGAUAGACUCGGAGGUGCUGGUGCUGGUGGCGGGGUACUAGGAUAUGGGGGUUAGACCUUGGACUCCUGCCUCUGCAACCCACAUUCCCUGAGCUAUCGGCUCACUCCUGACACUCACUACCUAACAGCUUCCAUGACUGCAAGCCCAGGUGGGCAGUGCAGGGCACGAUAUAAGCAGUAUUGAGACUAGAGGUACUCAAUGGAUGGAUUUUGAACUAUACUCAUGCCCAGCACCCUCUGGACCUUUAGCACACUAACCCUUUAUGGAUUUUCUGGAAUUGGUUUGGUUUGGUAUAGUUUGUUUUUUCUGUUU